This is a messenger RNA of Mizuhopecten yessoensis (Yesso scallop), 575 nucleotides long. RefSeq lists its product as uncharacterized. The record is from RefSeq and is a predicted model, not a curated record. Lineage: Eukaryota; Metazoa; Mollusca; Bivalvia; Pectinida; Pectinidae. The coding region runs from base 251 to 574 and encodes 107 amino acids. The transcript has 5 exons.
GAGAGAUCUCCGGUACACGCACGUCUACGUCCGUUUUAAUUGUCACUUUUGUUAUGAAAGCAUUAAAAAAAAAAAUCUGUACACAUCUCACAAAACUCAGCUUUAACACGUCCAUACCUGAAACAAACGGAGCAUCGUGAAUCACCCGCCACUCACCUGUAAACAUCGGAAUGACAGCUCGGUUUGUGUGAGAACAGGAAGAUGGCCGACGGUUACUAAAUGGACAACUGUUAAUCUGGUGGAUGUAACUAUGACGUUAUCUUGGGCGAUAUGUCUUUGUUUGAGUUGCCUACCGCACGUGCUCUGUUUUGUCCCGUGUAAUAACGCGUCACUGCCCGGAUAUUGUUACGAAGGAUGGCACUGCUGUGAUAACGGCUGGUGCUGCUCAGACGAUUUCAUGUGCGGAGACAACAGGUGUAUCUACCUCAAGGGUCUGUAUGUACCUGUUGGUAUUGUUGUGGUGUCCCUCUGUGGCGGACUAUUCAUCUGCCUGCAUCAGAUGCGUAAAAAGAAAAAGUUCGGGCUGACUGAGAGAUUACAUAACGAAUCAAAACAAAAAAAUGCAGGACCCUGAA